UUGUGCUAAAGCGGGAAGGUUUAUGCUAUUCAGGCGAAGGGCGCAAUUUUAUCCCGCCGUCCAAACAGAAAGCGACGCAGUCCCAAGGGCCAAGCACAUCGAUUUGGGAGGGAAAAUCAGUUUGGGGGAAAGGGUUUUGCUUGACCUCCAUUCCUCUUCCUCAUAUCUUUUCAGAAUUUGUUCUUCCUUUUCUCUUCCUGAUUUAUUAUUUUUUUUGGAUUUUUAAAUCUUCUGUGAUAUGAAAAGAAGACAUAGCGAGAAAGUUUUGAUUCGUAUCCACAGUAUUGGUACACUGUUGAUUUCUGGGUCUUCUGGUUUGCCCCUAGAGUCAGUUCACAUUGAAUCAGAUCGGCCGUACACGAUAGGUCGAAGAAGUGAUAAUGGGUUGUGCGAUUUCGUCCUUGAUCACGGCGCUAUCAGUAGAAAGCACUGUCAGAUUCUAUUUGAUAGCCAAAGCAGCAAACUUUACAUUUAUGAUGGCGUAAUUCUCUUGCCUUCAGGUAGUUUUCGCCAAGUUUUUGAUGGAUUCAGAAGAAGAUUGGUUAGCAUCGAUGAGCUGGAGAAGGAAAACGGAGAUUUAGGGAGUUUUAAAUUUAGGGUCUCUUUGAACGGAGUGUAUGUUAAUCGUGUUCGGGUUAGUAAAGCCAAAAUCCAGGAGGUUUCUACCGGCGAUGAGGUGUUGUUUGUUUGCUGGAAGGAAGGAUUGUGCUAUAAACAUGGUCGAGUUGGGUUUGUGGUUCAGGAGAUUGAUUCUGGAGGAGAUACUUCGAUUUCUGGAGAUAGAUGUCGAAUGUUUGGAGCACCCGUCUCUUCAGGACAUUCCAGAGGAACUGUUUCAAGUGGGAAGAGAAGCAAAAGGGUUUUUGCUCCGAUGGAAAACGAAAUCAAUUCUCCAGUUUCUGGUUUUCAUCCACGUAAAGCUGUUGGUGUUGUUGACAGAUUGAAUUAUCUUGUAAGCUAUUGUAGACAUAUACUGAGCAGUGAUGAUCCUGUAUCUUGCCUGAGGCUAUCUGUUAUAUCAGAUUCUGGAAAGGAGUGCGUAUCCUGUUGCACUACCAAACUGUCAAGGUCAAAAGUGGAUAUAGUGGCCGUUAAUAGAGAAGUCAAGAGUGAUGAGGAAAACCCUGAGAUGGGCCAUGGUUUGAAGGUGAGCGAUGAGCAGCCAAGCCCACAAGUAGAAAAUUACGGUGCUGCUUGUAUUUCUGUCAGUGAUGCGACUAGGACAAUGCUUCCUUUUGAUGUGGAGAAAGAGAACACUCUCAAUGUUAGUUAUAUCGAUAAGGAGAAAAGUUGUGGAAGUUCUCUACAAACACCUGGGAAGAACUUUUAUCUAAAUCGCCUUCAGUAUAUUGAACAAAACUCAUCUGGUUGUCAACGGGUGGUUUCCUUGCCAGAACUUCUUCACCCGGUGGAGAGCAUUUCACAGAUUUUUAUUGCAACCUUUACAAGUGAUAUCUCAUGGUUUCUUACCUGUUGUGAGAUCCCUAGUCAUUUGCCUGUGACUGUUGCAUGUCACCAUGCUGAGAGAUCUUGGAGCUCAAGCCCUGAUGCAAGAACUGCUGCUCCUUUCCCAAAUUACCCAAAUGUAGCUGUGGUGUUUCCACCAUUUCCUGAGGAAAUUGCAUUUGGGAAAGACCGCAAGAACCGUGGCGUUGCUUGUCAUCACCCAAAGCUGUUUAUAUUGCAAAGAGAAGAUAGCAUUCGUGUAAUUAUUACGUCUGCAAACUUAGUAGCAAGACAGUGGAAUGAUGUGACCAACACAAUUUGGUGGCAAGAUUUUCCACGAAGAGCAAACCCUGAUUUCUUAUCCCUUUUCGGCCAUCGCAAAAAGGAAACCGAUCGUUGUUUAAGGUCAGAUUUUAGUGCUCAGCUGGCUGGAUUUGCUGCAUCGCUUUUGGCUGAUGUUCCAAGUCAAGCCCACUGGAUUCUCGAAUUCACAAAGUAUAACUUUGAAAAGUCAGCAGGUCACCUUGUGGCUUCAGUGCCUGGAAUUCAUUCUUAUAGGCCGUCUUACCUUAUAGAAUCUUCUUUCAAAGAAGAAUUUCUGGGAUCUGUUGAAUCAUCUGUUGUUGGCCUCAGUUACCUUUUUCGUUCUGCCAAUGAUUCCACAGGAACACAAUUGAAACGACUAGCUUCAUAUAUCAGCAGAACCCGGGAAAAUUCUCGCGGAAUGUUGGAACUUGUUUUGAGAAGAAACACCAAUGUGCCUGCUGACGUGAAUGCCGUGAGCGUCCUUGUUUCUAACCCUGAUGAUGAUUCGAAAGACGAAUUUGUCCAACUAGGCUUUUUGCCACGGAAUAUUGCAAAAUGGGUUUCUCCUUUGUGGGAUAUUGGGUUCUUUAAAUUUGAGGGAUAUGUGUAUCGGGAUGAAGUCCUUGCAGCUGCUUCUUGUAGGAGCAACCAGAAGGUGCAAUUGAUGCUACAUGUAUUACAGGCAUGGUGCUCUUAUCAUAUGUUUAGAUACUUUGUAUAACUUGGCUAUGGAUACAUCUGAUGACUCUCUUAACUUUUUGCAGGGAGUGUCCCUUUCAGAUGUGUCAAAGUUAAUUCAACCUCAUCAUGUUGUCGCAUUAUGCUCGUUAAUCGCUCAACUUCAGAGAUGUACUGGCAUUUGGAGGCUACAAGAGGUGCAUCUUCGAUUGGAGGCUCAGUAACUGCGGGAUUUCAAGCUGAUUUUUCAUCAGCAGCAGGUAAAAAAGCGUUGCAGCAAUUUGACUCACAGGAGUCUGAUCCAGAGUGGGGAUGCUGGAGUGCUAGGGAAGAACGGGAAGCUCCUUCCAUUAAAAUCAUAUUUCCUACCAUUGAAAGAGUCAAGAAUGGCCAUAAUGGUGUCUUAUCUUCAAAACGUCUGCUUUGCUUCUCCGAGAAAACCUGGCAAAAGUUGAGGUAUAACAACGUGCUUCAUGAUGCAGUUCCUAAUCCUCAGGACAGAAUCGGGCACCCGAUGCAUAUCAAGGUGGCUAGGAGACGCUUCACCUCCACUAGAGGUUCACGGUCUUCUUCGUUUGGUUGGGUUUACUGCGGCUCACAUAAUUUCAGUGCAGCUGCCUGGGGACAGACCAUUUCCAGAUCCUCCAGGAACAGCCAAGACCAGUUCCACAAUGCCAUGAGAACGGUCAGUAAACUUCGUGUAUGCAACUACGAGCUCGGGAUUGUCUUUGUUUUCCCUCCAACUCAUGAAGAAAUAGACUUAUGGGACGGGUCUAAGAUCGAUGAUAUUGUGUUGCCGUUUGUUGUACCGGCUCCAAAAUAUGGACGGAGUGAUAGGCCAGCUACAGGUUUGGCUAUGAGGGAAGCUUUUGCUGCGUUUAGGGAAGGCUCUAGAAGUUUCUGUGGAGAAACUGAAGUUGAGGGAGAAGUGGAAGAAGAGGAAGAGGAAGAAGAAGAUGAAGCUGAAGGAAUAGGAGAGUUUGCUGCAGAGGAGGAGAAGCAAGAGGAGAAGGCUUAUGGUGAGGCAUUGUGGAGCCAGGUUGAGUCCUCCUCCCUCGGCUCCUGAAAAACUCUAGGCCGCUUUGAGAAAAUGACGAAUUUGCCAUUGUGUCUGUAUUGCUAAUUUGCUAUGUAACUGUUGUAGUGUUGUUUACAAAGAAAAUAUACGGUUGGACAAAAAUUAUAUUAAGAAAUGAAAAGUGAUUCAUAUCAAGCGGA
Molecule: messenger RNA, 3648 nt
Organism: Thlaspi arvense
Lineage: Eukaryota; Viridiplantae; Streptophyta; Magnoliopsida; Brassicales; Brassicaceae
Source: the annotation of a GenBank genome assembly